CGCCGCCUUUGUCCCCCGGCCUCUGGCGGCUGGAGCCGGCGGCGAGCUGAGGGCAGCGGGGAGUUUCCACAGCGAGCGGGCCCCGCCGACCUGCCCGCCCGGGGACAGACGCGAACCGGCCCCGGGAACCUCCGGGCGCUCCCGGAGCCGGGCUGGGGGCUGGGCUGCUCCCGGGCGAGGCUCAGCCCUGGCGGAUUGAGCCUCGUCGCGGCGUUGGCGGGGGAGGCUCCGGCGAGGACGAGGGUGAGUCUCCCUCCAGCGAGCCCCGGCUGCCCAGGGCUGCGCGGCUCUGCCCCGCCGGCCGCCCGCGGAGCCCCCCGGCCGAGCUCCCCCUGCCCCGGCUGCUCGGACGAUCGCUAGCGGCCGGCGCCGGCGGGGGAGAGGGGCAGGGAGGAUGGUGACUCAGUGACGCCCAGGGACGGGAUGCAAGAUGGCUGAGCUGAGCAACAUCCAGUCUGCAGCUUCCAAGAGCAUCCGGCCUUUCCGGUCCAGUGAGGAGUAUCUCUAUGCCAUGAAGGAGGACCUAGCUGAGUGGCUCAACAUCCUCUAUGGCUGGGAUGUCCAGGUGGAGAAUUUCAUGGAGACCCUGGAGACCGGGUGUGAUCUCUGUCAACAUGCCAACAACGUCAACCACAUUGCUCUGGAGUUCCAGCAGCAGCACCCAGAAGCUGCUGCCCACAUGAGGGUGCCCCAGAAUGAGGUUGUCUACCAGGCCAAGAAUGUGGUGCCUGGCUCCUUCAUCGCCAGGGACAACAUCUCCAAUUUCAUCCAGUGGUGCCGGCAGGACCUGGGCAUCCAAGAUGUGCUGAUGUUCGAAACCAAUGACCUGGUGCUGAAGAAGAAUGAGAAGAACUUCGUCCUGUGCCUUCUGGAGGUAGCCAGGAGGGGCUCCAAGUUUGGGAUGCUGGCCCCCAUGCUGAUCCAGAUGGAGCAGGAGAUUGAGGAGGAAAUGAGGGAUCAGAUAGCCUAUGGGGGGCUGCAAACCCAGGAGGAUAACCAAGACCUGGGCCCUGAGUCACCUGUCUACCCUAGCAGGCCUCAGAGAAUCUCCUUGUGUGACCUCAAGAACCUGGAUGAGCUGGUGCGAGAGAUUCUGGGCUGCUGUACCUGCCCCUCUCAGUUUCCCAUGAUCAAAGUCUCAGAGGGUAAAUAUAAAGUGGGAGACUGCAACGCGCUGAUCUUUGUUCGAGUGCUGAGAAGCCACGUGAUGGUGCGAGUAGGUGGUGGAUGGGAUACCCUGGAGCACUAUCUGGACAAGCACGAUCCCUGCCGAUGCGCUUCCCUCUCGCAUCGUCUAACGCAGACACGUGCCCUGGGCGUCUCCCCUCAGAAGAUGGCAUCUCCUGGCAGCUUCUCUCCCAGCCCCCGAGCUGCCAGCCCCAGCUCCCAGCGCCACUCGGAAGGCAUGAACCCCAACCGGCCAACGGAGACCCUCCGCACAGUGGAUAAGCGGCUCUCAGCUGGUGGGGACUUGACCCAGGCCAAGAUGGACCGGUCUGGCCGUCUGGCCAGGGGAGCAGGAGAUCUGUCUGUCCAAUCAGACUCCUCGCGGCAGAUCCCCAAUGUGGCAUCGCAUGCCAGGCAGGAGAAGCUGGAAGGGCUCCCCCCAAGGGCUGGCACAGUCCCCUCAUCUGGCCAGAGCUCCUCCAGUCCCUUGAGGACCUCCACACCACUGGCCCACCGCGACGUAUCUGAGCCGAGAGCUUCAACCACUCUCAGACUUCGAGACCAGCUGCCCCCCAGAGCCAGACGCCUCUCCGGAGACAGUGACUCCUCCACGUCAUCCACACAGAGUGGCACCCUGGGCAGGAGGUGUGGCGAGGACCGUGCCUUGCGAACAGCGCGCAGGAAGGAGGUGGGGAGGCACAUGCCCGAGGGGGCCUCCAAGAGUCAGCCUUCGAGCCGCAGCCAGUCACGGGAGCGCGGGGCUUUCUUGGAGCUGAGGCCGUCGGUGGGGGCCAGGAGGGCAGAGCCAGAGGAGCGGAGCCGGCCUCACCUGGUGAACAGGCCUGGCAGGCCCAGCCCCAGACCGCGGAGCCAGGGGAGAGGUGGCGGGGAGCCAGUGCUGCUCAUCAGCCGAGGGAAGGACGGGCAGCACUCCUGGGCACGGGCCAACAAGGUGAAGGAGAAUGGCCAAGACUCUGGCCGAGCCACCCCCAGGACCACGAGCCCGACUCGCAGGCACCUCCCUCGGGUGAGCUCCAGGAGCCCUGCGCCCACCAGUCACAGAGCGUCCCUUCCAGCCAACAAACUGGCAGAGCCCUCAAUCCGGGCACCUCAGCAGAUGCUGGGGUCUGUGAGGCAGUGGCAGGUGGGUGAGACUGAGCCAAGGGUCCCUGUGAGGGAGCGGCUCUCUGGGGAGACCCUCCAGGCCAGACAGCUGUCUGAGAGCUUCAGCCAGGAGCUGGAGGAGCUGGCACAGAGCUUCCGGACCCCUCUGUGCCUAGACCCCAGCCAGGAGCAGCAGCUGUACCGGUGCCUGGAGGAGGAGUUCCUGGCCAACUCCCAGAUGAUCGAGCUGGCCGGGGAUGAUGGGGAGCCCCUGGUCUGCGCCCACGAUGCGGGGCAACUCCAGCAGACCACACCAGACCCAGGGGCCGUUGACUCUGCCUACUGCUCCUCCAGCUCCUCCUCUUCAUCGCUGAACUUCUUCAGCAAGCACGGCUUCCAGGCAGACUUCGGUGAGCGGCCCAAAGAUGACCCCAAGAGGAACCCCGCAUCCCAGCGCCCAUGGGCUUCCAACUGUAGCCCAGCCCACACUGAGUUCCAGAAUGGCUCUGGCUGGAACUCCCACGUGGCCCUGGAGCCGGCCACGUGCUGGAGGAAGCCAGCUCUCUCGAGUUCCUCUGAUGAAAGUAACUACUACACAGCCUUGAAUGACCUCCAGGAGGUGGCCGAGGGAGUAGAGGUCUCCAGUCCAGGCAUGGAUGCGGCCUGGACCGUCUUGGAGCUUGCAGGCUCGGACACGGACUUGGGGCCCUCGGCCCCAGAUGAGCUGACAGAGACCGAGGGGGACUCUGUGGUGGGGCCUGUUGGUGAGACAGCCCUAGAUGGAUUGCCGGAUGUACUCCAGACACAGGAGGUGGUGCUGAGACAAAAGAAGUCCCCGAAGAAACCAGGCCGAGUGCCUUCCAUCUACAAGCUGAAGCUGCGGCCCAAGGCCAAGCCACGUGUAGACACUCAGCCAGAUAAGAAGCCCUCCAAAAUACCCACACCACUCAGCUACAAGACGUCUGGCACCUCACCUAAAGGGAGCCCUCCCAAGCGCCCAUCUGAGCACAAGCCCUGGAGAGCCUUUCACAGCGUCUUCUCCUCCUUCAUGGAGCAGUCGCAGGGCCAGAUGGAGCCAAGAGGGCCAGACGAGGAUGCCUGGGCAUGAUGGGCAGGAAGCACUCGUACAAGAUGGAGGGACCAGCCUGUAGCAUUCCCCACUGUUGCUCCCAGAUCCCCAUGUCCCACACCUGCUGCCUUGGAUGUGCUGCUGUAGUGACCCUGGCCUUGCUGCUGCUGCUGGGAAGGGGUGAGCGGCCAGAUGCCCCAGAGUUUUUUAUUUUUGAAGAUACCUCUGGAUGGAGCUUCCAUUUGCAGGGCCAGACCCGGGGUCAGAGGAGGGCUGGGCAGCUGGGUGGUUUUGAUUUUACUUGAGAUCUCUUAAGUGAAUUGGCUUUUAGGGGGACGUUCCGGAGCCCUGGAGAAAGGCUAAUGUAGUGCCCAUCUUUAAAAAAGGGAAGGAGGAGGAUCCUGGGAACUACAGGCCAGUCAGCCUCACCUCAGUCCCCGGAAAAAUCAUGGAGCAGAUACUCAAGGAAUCAAUUCUGAAGCACUUUGAGGAGAGGAAAGUGAUCAGGAACAGUCAGCAUGGAUUCACCAAGGGCAAGUCAUGCCUGACUAAUCUAAUUGCCUUCUAUGAGAAGAUAACUGGCUCUGUGGAUGAGGGGAAAGUAGUGGACGUGUUGUUCCUUGACUUUAGCAAAACUUUUCACAUGGUCUCCCGCAGUGUUCUUGCCAGCAAGUUAAAGUAGUACAGGCUGGCUGAAUGGACUAUAAGGUGGAUAGAAAGCUGGCUAGAUCAUCGGGCUCAACGGGUAGUGAUCAACGGCUCCAUGUCUAGUUGGCAGCCGGUAUCAAGCGGAGUGCCCCAAGGGUCGGUCCUGGGGCCGGUUUUGUUCAAUAUCUUCAUUAAUGAUCUGGAGGAUGGCGUGGAUUGCACCCUCAGCAAGUUUGCAGAUGACACUAAAGUGGGAGGAGUGGUAGAUAGGCUGGAGGGUAGGGAUAGGAUACAGAGGGCCCUAGACAAAUUAGAGGAUUGGGCCAAAAGAAAUCUGAUGAGGUUCAACAAGGACAAGUGCAGAGUCCUGCACUUAGGACGGAAGACUUCCAUGCACUGCUACAGACUAGGGACUGGGUGGCUAGGCAGCAGUUGUGCAGAAAAGGACCUAGGGGUUAUAGUGGACGAGAAGCUGGAUAUGAGUCAACAGUGUGCCCUUGUUGCCAAGAAGGCCAAUGGCAUUUUGGGAUGUAUAAGUAGGAGCAUUGCCAGUAGAUCGAGGGACGUGAUUAUUCCCCUCUACUGGGCAUUGGUGAGACCUCAUCUGGAGUACUGUGUCCAGUUUUGGGCCCCACACUACAAGAAGGAUGUGAAAGAGUCCAGCAGAGGGCAACAAAAAUUUAUUAGGGUGCUGGAGACACAUGACACAUGACUGAUGAGGUGAGGCUGAGGGAACUGGGAUUAUUUAGUCUGCAGAAGAGAAGAAUGAGGGGGGAUUUGAUAGCUGCUUUCAACUACCUGAAAGGGAGUUCCAAAGAGAAUCAUAGAAUAUCAGGGUUG
Chelonia mydas (Green sea turtle) is the source of this 4828-nucleotide messenger RNA. RefSeq names its product growth arrest specific 2 like 1 (gene GAS2L1). Gene Ontology annotation, molecular function: cytoskeletal adaptor activity; microtubule binding; actin filament binding. Gene Ontology annotation, cellular component: actin filament; microtubule plus-end; stress fiber. Bases 431 to 3379 code for a protein of 982 amino acids. The record is from RefSeq and is a predicted model, not a curated record. The transcript has 6 exons. Gene Ontology annotation, biological process: actin crosslink formation; regulation of microtubule polymerization or depolymerization; protein localization to microtubule plus-end. Lineage: Eukaryota; Metazoa; Chordata; Testudines; Cheloniidae.